CGCGCACUUUUGGCCAUCAUGGACAUGGACGCGGAACUUGCCAAACUUCUUCAUGAGCAGGAGCAGUUCAUGCAAAGUGGAAAGGCUUCUUCCGUGAAGCUGCAAUCGACAAAGCCAAAGCACAUCCCAACUCAAGCGCCACCAACGCCGUCUCCCCUUCCUCCGUCGGUAGUCCGCGCACAAGUGGUGGAACGCUUAACGCCUGUGAAAACGAUGCCAAUGUCAACAAUUCCACCCACAGACGGCGGAUUUCCCUCGACCAAGAAGACUAGUCUUUUUGGCCGUCGUCGAAACCAACAAGCUACGACAGAUUCGGUGGCCACUCUGCCCACCAUUGCACGAAAACUACAAUCUACCUCGUCCAGUGCCAUUCCCAAUGACAUCCAGUACGACAAUGACGCGGCGAUUGCAAAGAUGUCGCUUGAAGAUAUUCGUAAAGCGCAAGCUGAUCUUCAUGCCUCGUUGCCUCCUGAAAUACUCGAUAUGUUUAUGAAACGCAAGAAGAACUCUACCGACCCGGCAGCAACAGGUUCCAUUGCCCCACCCAGUCACGACUCUUCCUCGCCUGUCCAGCCUUCGCUUCAAAAUCCACCACCAGCCUCCACCUCAACAGUCACUCCAAGCACUGACGAAUCUCUUCGCCGUGCCGUGAGCGAACUGCCAAAGGAACAACGGUUGAAACAUGAGUGGAUGGCGUCGCUUCCAGAAGUUCAUCUUCAGCCAGAAGGAGAACACGUCGCUGAGUCGCAACCCCGUGUGGAUCUUGAGGGAAAACUCAUCGUUGCGACAGCAGACACGGUGCCGCUGCAUACAGGGCUCUUUCACCACGGCUUGAACCCAGACCUAGCUGGGUACACGACGGAAGAGCUGCUAAUCUUAGCCCGAAGUACCGUGGGUUCACAGCGUGCGAUGGCAUUGAGUGUGCUGGCAAAAGCGAUCGCGGCGGGGGUAUGAAUGUCGACCAUCAGCCACGUAGGCAUGAGAGAAACUCAACUAAGUGGUCUCCGGCCGGUGUAGACAACCGCUGCAACGACUGCAAUGGCACUUGUUGCUCGUUCAGCCCUCGAGGAAUCCAAUUCUUCGGUCCUUGUGGCUGCGAUUGAUGUGCUGCAUGCAUGCUUGAUUCAAUUUGACUUGAUGACGGACGUCGAUCAAGUUGAAUGGACUCCUCGCGACGCACAAGGACAUGCCAGAGUUGUUGCGUACAUUGAUGAAGACGAGGUCUCGGACGUCAAGGAUAUUGCCGACCCGAUUCAAGCACUUCUUUUUACUCAACUCCCGCCCCGUUUGUUGCAACUCAUCGACGCGCAACAAGCCCCGCUGGUUUCAAGCCACGCACAGCUCCAGUUGCUCGAAAUUUGUGUCGUCAUUGCAAUGCAUUCCCCACGGGCAGCUGCACAGUUUCUUGAAGGGACGGCCGUUUUUUCAUUGCUGAAUUCUUUGCUGUCCGUGGCGACUGUGGACACCUUGCUCAAAUCAAUUGAGAUGACUGCCGCAACGUUGCUGUGGAUAUUACGCUUGUGCCAAGCUGAUAAAAUCCACGCGCAGCAGCUCUUGGACCAUCAAGUUCUCGCGUCGACCAAGGUGUUCUUGGCAAUGCGGUUUCCACCGGCCCUUCUUCCAUUGCAAACGCUGACGAUGCGAAUUUGGAGAGUUUGUUUAUCUUACCGACUGGAUCAGCCCAGCAUAGCGUACCUCUUUCCUCUGCUCUGUGGGUAUGACGCCAAAGCUCUGACGCAAUCGGUGGACUCGAUUUCCCUCGAACCAUGGCCCCGAGUCAUGCAAGAAUGCAUCUUGGACGCGCUCGUCUUUUUGAUUGAUGAAGCCUCCACCGUUGCGUUUUUGCCGUUUUUCAUCCAGCAAGCGAGCGAACUGGGGACACAAAGUGCAUCAGCUGUGCGGUUUCUUGCAGCCACAUAUCCCCUGCUUUUUACCUACCCAUCGUUGGAACCUGCUCCGUUUGUGUCGGUGUGGCCCACGCUUCGUACGCUCUCAACAAACCUUUCGCCUCAAGUUGUCGAGGCAAUUGUGGCGUUGCAUCAAAUUGUUGCAGCCAAUCCACAUUCUUUGGUGCAAGUUGAUCUGGAGGAGACUGUUGCGUUUAUUCAGUCUUACGUACCGUCACUGACUACAACACCCAAACCUCAAUUGGCCGUCGCGGCAGCGCUCUUGGAGUUUGUCAUUUCCUGGAAAGGAGUCAACGACAGCAUGCGAGACUGGGUUCGAGCCACAGCAUAUCCUUUACUCCAAUGUAUACAGCCAGGCCAACAUAAACUUGUGCGGCAGCUACUUCGAUGUGUGCUGGAACAGCCUCCGCUCGUCGCCAUCUACGAGGCGCUGUUGUGUCCCCCAGCAAUUUCCAAGAACAUCACAUGUCACACGCUUCAACCUCUUGAAUCGACUUCGAAGUCUGCGAAUCCAACAGUUAGUACACUGCCACCCCCACCUGGAUGGGUGUUUGCCCUGGCUUCCCGACUGCAUUCGAUGGACUCACAAGAAGAGUCGAUCAUGCUGACACAUCUCGUGAAAUUCCUCACGGUUGUCGAAACGAGACAGCCCGAGCUAUUCGCCGCCAUCUCCCCCACGGACAAAGUGCUCCAUUUGGCGCAUGUAUAUUUAUGGGAAGCUGAAGCAUGGCGCGACUGCAGCGCUGGUUUGCAUGCGCUGAUACACCGGUACAUUCGCCAGCGCCACGAUCAAGACAAACCUGAUUCCCUCAUGGACGCCACUGAACGCAUCGUGUCAGUGCAGCACCAAUCGGUCUCGAACUUGCUCUCGACUCUCGUGCAAGUGUUUUGCAACGUCUCGUUUGGCGACAAAGGACUCGCGUGGAUUUUGACCAUGUACUUGCAACCGAACCGAGUGCCAAUCGCGACCCAAUUCGCCGUGUGGAACGAAGUCGCGCAACUCCAGUGCCUCCAUUUGCUCGAGACGAUCACCGACCUUGAAAGUGUCUACGUCGUGGAUGAUGCCAUCUUGGAUGCGUACCUGCAAAGUGUCGUCCAGCAGCAUCUCACGGCCGAGAAAGGAAUGGCGAUGUAUCGCAUGGUGGUUCACCACAUUGCCCAUUUUUGCUUUACAGGUGCCGUGACGUCCUUGCGCAAGCAAUCGAUGCUCCUUGAGGUAUUCCAGUCCAAGUUGCGCAGACUUAUCCAUGACAUGGUGUCAAACCCCACCAACGAAACCACUCGCGCAAUGCUGACCCAUGCCAAGGACCUUGGUCCGUUUGCCCCGUACAGCGAUGUUAUUCAAGAGUGCUUGAACAACAUCGGUGAAUAACUCUAUCGUGAGCGUGUUGCCACUUCGGUCAAGCUGGUGGCUUCAUGGAUGGGCCUCUGCAGCGCAUUCCAAACAACUUAAUGCACUUAAAUGUUGUGUACUUGGCGCACGAGCACCGUGCUAUU
Molecule: messenger RNA, 3404 nt
Organism: Aphanomyces invadans
Lineage: Eukaryota; Oomycota; Saprolegniomycetes; Saprolegniales; Verrucalvaceae
Exons: 10
Coding region: 1039-3279 (746 amino acids)
Biological process (GO): transcription by RNA polymerase II
Cellular component (GO): nucleus
Source: RefSeq, a predicted model, not a curated record